UGCUCAAACAUUCAUAUUUCCACGUGCUGCAGAGGUGAGACACGGGCGACCGAUACAUGUUCGACAGUUCCCACUAUUGACUCACGUGACCACCGCACAUAAAUAGAGGGCCGGCGGCUCAGGAGCCACACUUCGACUCCCAACUGUUCACCUGCGAGCUGCUCGGCGGCAGGACGCCUUCACGGCCACGCGGUCUUCCGCGUUCCUUCCCACCUUCUCCUGCGCUCUCGCCUCCGGCCUCUUCGCUCCUCCCCGCGCCCGUUAUUAAAUGCCCGCUUGCUUCGAUCAGCUGCAGUUCAAGGCAGUCAUGAGCGAGCAGCUGUAGGCUCGGCGCCUGCAUCAUCCCGACACCCGGCGAACGUUUGCGCGUCCCCCUCCUCCUCCUCGCCUCCUCCGGGACUCCUCCACGAUGAAGACCAUUCUUGCUGCGUACUCGGGCGUCCUCAAAGGCACCGGAUCCAGCAUCCUCUCAGCCCUGCACGACGUGCCACUGGGGUCCUGGCCCUACAGAUCCAAAAUGGAAAAACAAAUACAGAUCAUCUCUGUGAUGCAGUGGGUCCUUAGCUUCUUGGCCUUGGGUGCUGCCUGCACUGGGCUGCUGAUCUACAUGUUCUGGACGGAUUGCUGGCUCAUUUCUGCCGUGUACACCGCCUGGCUCAUCAUCGACUGGAACACUCCCAAAGAAGGUGGGAGAAGGUCGUCAUGGGUGAGAAACUGGACUGUGUGGUCGUAUUUCCGAGACUACUUCCCAAUCAGGCUAAUUAAAACCCACAACCUGCUGCCCAACCGUAACUACAUCUUCGGCUACCAUCCCCAUGGCAUCUUCUGCUUCGGCGCCUUCUGCAACUUUGGGACCGAGGCCACCGGCUUCACCAAGAAGUUUCCAGGUAUCAAGCCCUCCCUGGCUACACUGGCUGGGAACUUCCGCUUGCCUGUCCUGCGAGACUACUUGAUGUCUGGAGGUAUCUGUCCCGUGAAUAGAAACUCCAUCGACUACUUGCUGUCGUGUAAUGGAACAGGAAAUGCCGUGGUUAUUGUUGUCGGAGGAGCGGCGGAGUCUCUGCACAGUGUGCCGGGCAGGAACACUGUCACCCUGAAGAAUCGCAAAGGCUUCGUGAAGUUGGCCCUGCAGAAAGGGGCUGACCUGGUUCCAGUCUAUUCCUUUGGAGAGAAUGAUGUGUACAAGCAGGUGAUCUUUGAGGAGGAGACCUGGUCAAGAGCCGUUCAGAGGAGGCUACAGAAGUUGUUAGGCUUUGCCCCGUGUCUCUUCCACGGAUGUGGCUUCUUCUUUGGCAACUCAUGGGGCAUAGUGCCAUACAGCAAGCCGAUCACCACCGUAGUUGGGGAACCUAUCACUGUACCAAAAAUUGAAGCUCCCUCUGACGACGCGGUGGAUCUGUACCAUGAAAUGUACAUAAAAUCUCUCCAAUGCCUUUUUGACCGAUACAAGACCCGCUUUGGCUUAAAAGAGAGUGACAUCCUGUACAUCCAGUGAAAGGCUGAAGUGGGGCUGGGGGCUGUUAAAGCUCUGAACUGUGGCAGCAUCCUCAGAGGCCCCCUGUGCUGCCUUUUCUUGUCCAAGCAUAUUUUGUAAAGAAGCUUUCUCUUUGUGUUGUCUUAUACCACACAAGUGCACUCUUUCCUUGGGAAAAGCAGGUUUUGAACAAUAGUGCCUCACUCUUUGCACAUGCCACCACAAUAAAUGACCUUGAUUGGGAGGUAAAAUGUAUUAGAAAUUGUGCCUUUGUCUGCAUUUCCAUUUUUGAAUGAAGGCAACUAAUGUGAGCAAUAUGAGUGUUGAGUGUCAAGCCGCUGGUGAACAUUGGAUUUUGAAUGUGUGCUAGUGUUUUCUUCUACUCUUUAUUUAGUUCUCUCCAAAAGUUUUGGGAUAUGCUGAACGUACGAAUAAUGCAAAUUGAAGGUUCCACUUUAUCACUGGGAGGAGCCCUAAGGUUGUUGAGCCAAAGUCCAAUGUUGCCCCUGAUUGUACAUGUCUGUAUCGCCACUGUGAAAACGCUGAAGGAGUUCUACAAAGUGGAUUCAUAUUAAUGCACAAUUCAUGUGUGCCUGAUUUUAUAGUGCCAUAUAGUAUUAAUCUCCAGAAAGGGGAAAAGGCCUGUUUUUAGUGCUUGUCCUUGAUUGAAUAUUUCUCAUGCACUUUUUGUAUUGCUAAUUGCAUUCGUAGAAUUUGUUUGUACUGGAACUGGAAAGUGUUUUUUUGUUUUUUUUGAGCUGCAGCUGAGGACGAUAAAGUAAUGUUGUUUUGGGACGCUUGAUAUUUGAUAAUUUCACGGAAGUGCACCACUUUGUAACUGUGCCAGGGGUGAUAAUCAGAAAGGAAGGGACUGCACCAGGUGAGGUCUUGCUAGUUGUAUUAAGUUAUAUUUUAGAGUGUCACUGGUACUUGUGUAAAAUAUGUGAAUAUUUCUUGUGAAUUAUCAAAAUAAGUUAGCUCAUCAUGUUGAUGGGCAUCACAUUAUAGGAUUGUCAAGUGCAAUUGUUUCACCACCAAUGUUUCACCAUAGAGUAACAUUUGUUCACUAAUUUAACGAGCAAUAAACACAGAUCUGUCUUAA
This is a messenger RNA of Betta splendens (Siamese fighting fish), 2576 nucleotides long. It is a transcript of the gene dgat2, whose product is annotated as diacylglycerol O-acyltransferase 2. Gene Ontology annotation, biological process: triglyceride biosynthetic process. NCBI's taxonomy places the organism in Eukaryota, Metazoa, Chordata, Actinopteri, Anabantiformes, Osphronemidae. Bases 410 to 1495 code for a protein of 361 amino acids. Gene Ontology annotation, molecular function: diacylglycerol O-acyltransferase activity. The record is from RefSeq and is a predicted model, not a curated record. The transcript is spliced from 8 exons. Gene Ontology annotation, cellular component: endoplasmic reticulum membrane.